Patiria miniata (bat star) is the source of this 9119-nucleotide messenger RNA. RefSeq names its product guanine nucleotide-binding protein G(o) subunit alpha-like (gene gnao1). Gene Ontology annotation, biological process: adenylate cyclase-modulating G protein-coupled receptor signaling pathway; G protein-coupled dopamine receptor signaling pathway. NCBI's taxonomy places the organism in Eukaryota, Metazoa, Echinodermata, Asteroidea, Valvatida, Asterinidae. Bases 392 to 1456 code for a protein of 354 amino acids. Gene Ontology annotation, cellular component: heterotrimeric G-protein complex. The transcript is spliced from 8 exons. The record is from RefSeq and is a predicted model, not a curated record. Gene Ontology annotation, molecular function: GTPase activity; mu-type opioid receptor binding; corticotropin-releasing hormone receptor 1 binding.
UUUUUAUAGGACAUAAUAAAGAGCAGGGGAAGUUUACCGUUUGUGAUAAUCCGUGUGUGAAUGAGAACGGCGGGCCGCCUGGGCGAUGUAUGCCGUGACGUUGUCAUGCCAAUCAACUAGACUGUCUUACAGUCUGCACCACACCUUGCCAUAUAUCCACUAUACGUAUACGCAUCGCCAUACGGCCGGCUGUGUGUACAGGAUCCAAACUCAUUUACUCGGCAUUUACGUCACAGGACAACCCUACGAAAUAUCAGCGCGCGUUGGACAGCUAGACGUCACGGGGCUGCUGCUGACUAACUAACGGGUGGCUCGUGGAAAAAUACGGCCCGACUUCACACAGGCUGGCUUUUUUUGCAUACGAUUUGCUGUGUGCCUCACCCUAGACAAGAUGGGCUGUACUAUGAGUGCAGAGGAUCGCGAAGCAGUGGAGAAAAGCCGGCAAAUCGACAAGACUUUGAAAGAUGACGGACUACAAGCGGCCAAGGAUGUUAAGUUACUACUACUGGGUGCAGGGGAAUCGGGAAAAAGCACAAUCGUCAAACAGAUGAAAAUUAUCCACGAAGAGGGAUUCAGUGACGAAGAUGCAAAGGUUUACCGACCUGUUGUAUUUAGCAACACCCUGCAGUCCAUGGUGUCUAUACUCAGAGCCAUGGAGAAGUUGGAGAUAUCCUACGAAGACCCAAGUAGAGAGGACGAUUGUAAGAUGGUGCUUGACAUUGUCAGUAAGAUGCUAGAUUCGGAGCCUUACUCCAGCCCUCUGAGAGGCGCCUUAUCGAGACUCUGGUCUGACAUGGGGAUCCAGGAGUGCUUUAACAGAUCCCGAGAGUAUCAACUUAACGAUUCAGCUAAAUACUUUUUAGAUAGUUUGGACCGCAUCGGAUCCGACGACUACCUGCCUAACGAACAAGACAUACUACGGACACGAGUCAAGACUACGGGAAUAGUAGAAACUCACUUCACAUUCAAAAAUUUACAUUUCAGACUAUUUGACGUUGGGGGUCAAAGGUCGGAGCGAAAGAAGUGGAUACAUUGUUUCGAAGACGUCACGGCAAUCAUCUUUUGCGUAGCACUAAGUGGGUAUGACCAACGGUUGUUAGAAGAUGACACAACGAAUCGGAUGCACGAAAGCCUUAAACUGUUCGACUCCAUCUGCAACAACAAGUGGUUCACCGACACCUCCAUCAUCCUCUUCCUUAAUAAGAAAGACCUCUUCGAAGCCAAGAUUGAGAAGUCGCCUCUCACCAUUUGUUUCCCCGAGUACGAAGGUGAAAAUGAGUAUUCAGCCGCAGUGAUGUACAUCCAGACUCAAUUUGAGGCCCUGAACAAGAGCAACAACAAGGAAAUCUACACGCACAUGACGUGCGCCACAGACACUACAAAUAUCCAGUUUGUGUUUGACGCAGUCACAGACACCAUCAUAGCAAACAACUUACGAGGAUGUGGUUUGUACUGAGGGCCCGUCUACAGACCCCUCGGUGUAGCUGUUUGCAGACACUGUACAUAGAUUAUAAACAUUUGGGCCUGUGAGAAUAUCUCGUCUGGUCCCAUGCGUUCUGAAGAUCAAGCCUAUGUGCCGAUACAUAUGACUCGUCUGGGAGCGGAAUCUGUGACGUCAUCAAGGCGGGAAACUUGUUGAUGCUGAUGCGUGGCGUUGGUGGCUGUAUCUGAAAUAGCGUGAUGAAUAUACGCCAGGGAGAUUUGGUUGAGAGAUCAGCUGUCGUCAAAAACAGAGUCUAUGUAAAUCUGGACAGUAAGUAUGUUUAUGGGUGGGUUAGUGUUAACCAUGAUUGAAGCAUGGUGGAGGACAUGCCAGUCAACAACAAUGACGCUGUGACAUACUGAACGCGCUGACAUCUUUGUAUUGAUUUUUCCCGCCUUCGGUAUCAAAAGUAUGACUGUCUUAAAACCAAAUAUUAACAUUGUGAUCUGUGUAUAGUAACUGACAAUUUUCGUAAUUUAAUGAAGACUUUUCAAUUCCAGUAUGUACGUCUUGCAUCCACUACAUUGUCAUUUUGUUCAUUGUAUUUUUUUCCGUUCAUGGCAUGUGUUACCGUCUUGUAUAGUGUUUUACACAAUGCAACCAUGUACUUACUUCCCAGAAAAACAAAACUCCGGGUCGUGGUUUAUCCCAAAUAUGUAUUGAGGUGUUUAUGUUCAGUGUCAACUGCGCACAGCUGUGGUUUACAGCUGUGUUUUACCUCUUUCAUGCAUUUUGCCAUUAAUAGCAAGUCAAUCGGGUGGAGCUGCGACACGGAGACUUUAAACCUUUUUGACAAAAUUUCAGAAAUGGCGUUUUGAAGAAGAAGAAAAAAGUAUAUAUUUUGAAAUGUCACGCCGAAACCAAAGUGUAUAACACGAUUGUUGACCAGAUGACUCAUGACGUAAUAAUGCUGACGAAGAUAAACAUGAAGAUUGCCUUUGGUCUCUGAGAACCACCGGGAACUGGAAUUAAUACCUAUGACUAUUAUAGGAUCAUAUAGGUGAUCUGUUUACAGUAUGUAAUAAUGUAUAUAGAUCUCCUUGUUAUUCUUUUCCAUCUUGUGAAACCAUCAUUUUGAUUGUUUGCGUCCCGUAAGAUUUGAAUAAUGCAUCUAAUAAACCAUCGCGAAAGACAGCGACAUUCAGAAUUUCUUCCCGGGUAGGCCUACUUCAACUUUUCCUCAACUCAGGCGUAUUUCAUUGUAAGCAUUAAAGAGUCGAGCCGAGCUAUAUGUACAUUUUAUGCUUGCUCACGAUCGGUGCAGAGUUCAUAUACAUGUAGGUAGUAUAGCAUAGUACAGCUAGGAUAAGGCGUAAGCAUAAUGGCCACAACUGUAUCAUGACAGAAUUCAUGUUGAAAUCGUUAUGUCGUUAUGCUCGAUUGUGUAUGGUACCAUUCCCUGGUACUCGCGAAGGUCGGAGUAUCUGGCAACAGCACUGAUUGAAUUACUGGAUACCUGUUGUCUCAACAGUAGCUUCCAUUGUUGUAUGUUUUGAGACCGGUCUCGAGACCAGUUUUGCUUGUCUCUGUCUCAGUACCCCCAUCAUCCCCAUGGUCUCUGUCUCGGUACCCCAUGGUCUCUGUCUCGGUACCCCAUGGUCUCGGUCUCGGUACCCCAUGGUCUCGGUCUCGGUACCCCAUGGUCUCGGUUUGGGUACCCCCAUGGUCUCUGUCUCGGUACCCCAUGGUCUCGGUCUCGGUACCCCCAUGGUCUCGGUCUCGGUACCCCAUGGUCUCGGUCUCGGUACCCCAUGGUCUCGGUCUCGGUGCCCCCAUGGUAUCGGUACCCCCAUGGUCUCGGUCUCGGUGCCCCCAUGGUAUCGGUACCCCAUGGGCUCGGUCUCGGUACCCCAUGGUCUCGGUCCGUUGGUCUCGAUCUCGGACAUUGAAGGUCUCGAUAUUUUGCUGGUCUCGAUAUUGAGGCAACCAGUAUACAGCAUAUAGAAUCACUAAUACUAGAGACGACAAGAAAGAUCAGCAGGGCGUGUUUUGAACCUCCUCCUUCUGAAAUGUGAAAUCAACUUACAACCAUUCUCAUGAACAUUAAAAUCUGAACUCGACAACAACAUGUUGCUUGUCUUUAUUAAUCACACAAAGUCACUUAUAUGAUCCAUUAAGUUAAGUGGGCUCUUCUAAAUAAACAUUGGCCAUUAUGAAAUGCACUUGUUAACACUCAACUAACAUUGGCAUGUAAAUGGAAAAUAACAAACAUGAUUCGGGAUAGGAGCCAAUCCUAUCAGCACACUAACCACGGACAAAUUAUAUGAGAAUGAUAAUUACAUGAAAGUUUUCGAGAACGGUCUCAUAUCAAAGACGAAUUAUUGUUAAAUGUAUGUUUUAUUGAAGACUUCAUAUAACUGCAUCACUUAUGGUUACUUAAAAGUAUAACUCUACGGUAUCGGACAAUGUAUUAGACGUAGAGUGCAUGUACAAUGUGUAUUGCGAAUCACACUCUUCCUUUGCCAAAACAUACACGUAUGUCAUUAUGCAGGUAUAUUUUUUUCUUUUUACUUUGUUUUAUGUAAUUUAAACGUGAGGUCCCGAGGACUCGGUCUCGGUCUUGGACCAUCAGGUCUCAGUCUUUGUCUCAAGCCUCAAGGUCUUGGUCUCGGUCUCGGACGUCGAGGUCUCGGCCUUGGUCUCGGACUCAGUCCAGGUCUCGACUUCAACACUGGACUAUAUAGCUUCGGGGUCCGUCGGCAUUUGUUUGUGUAACAUCAAGUGCGUACCAAGCAAUAUUAUGCUGGGCGCUUAGGCCUAAAAGGUUCCGAGAUAAGCAAACAUUUUACUGAACAAAUGUAAAUAACUCACUGAAAGACUAUAACCUUGAGUUGAUAAUUCAAUGCAUAUAAUUAGGGAUGUAUAAAUGAGUCUUUCCAUCCAUUUUCGUAUUGUAGCCCCUAAACAAAAUGACUAUCGCCCGGCCAUGUUGGCAUUAAACUGAACCGUCAACAAAAUGUUAAAAUAACCCUAUCAGGACCGGGCACACCAACUCAAAAUUAGAAUAUGUUGUGAUUUUUAUAAUAUUUUUUAGAAAUAUUCAUUGGUAGCUUCGCGAUCUGACAGGAUAAAAAAAAAUUGAGCUCGUAUGCGCAAGUAUACUGGAGAUGUAAUAUACAGGCUUUUCGAACGAAUUGGUCAUUCCAUAAAUUUGGGGUCCAAAAGUGUGACUUUGUGUGUCCCAGUUACACCUGACCUGGGUAAUUUGCCAUGCAAGUAUCAUUAAAAUUGACUUCAAACUAUUUUUUGCAAAAAUGUAAGUUGACAGGUACUUUGCUUUACAUAAUCACGCUUGGAGAUAGAAGGCAUUAAAGAAUGUGUCCUGAAUUUACAAAAAUCUUAUAUCACACUAAGAAGGGACACAAGGGAAAAAAUUGGACACCAAAUUUAUGGAAUGACCCAAAUAAUAAUCUCUUCAUGCCAAAAUUCGAGGUUCUAUCCUGGCGCAAUUUGGUGAUAGAGACUUUCACAAAUAUGUUCUGGAUAGUUUAAAUUAUUUGAGAAAUAAUGAAAGAAAAGGGGGGGUUUGGCAAAAACGUUUUUGUACAACCCUCUGUCGAAAACCAUGUACGGUGUAUUCGUGCACUUUAAAAAAACCUGGUCAUAUUUGAUCCAGAAUCCGGGUUGUAGUUGACACUUUUGGUCAAAUGACACUUUUGCCAAGGUUGCCGGGUCGAAAUGACCCGGCAAAUGAGUCAGAAAAGUGUCAUAUGACCAGGCCAAGUGUCAAUUUUGACACAGUAAGGUGUCAGGCCAAUACAGAGCCCGGAUUCCGGGUCAAAUCGGACCAGGAACUUUUAAGACAGUACAGGAUGUCCCAAUAAACAUUGUGCAUGAAGAAAUCGCUGAUUUUCUCAAAAGUUGGUCAGACUAGCUUAUCAAAUGUUAUAGCAUUUUCAAGCCUAUGGUCCUGUUUAUAAUUGGUAAAAGAAAUCAAGAAAAUCCAACGAUGCAAACCAGAGAUAUCUUUGAUUUGGUAAGGCUAUGCAUUUUUCGACCUGCACAAUGUUAUUUCCACACUUAAUGUUUGCUUGUAUGUACCAAUUAUUGGGUUAUUGGUAUGUGUUCGCAGUGCUUGAAAUAUCGCAUGGCCUUUAUGUAAAAAGGUUUCAUUUUGUAAAUAAAUAAAAAAAGAAACAGCCUAGCUAGAGGGUGUUUAUUUGAUUGUUCAUCAAAGAUUAUUAAAAAGCACGUGGUAACUGCUCUUAUUGCAAAUUACUCGAGCGUCAACGUUGUAUAGACCUUUUUGACGCUCUUUGCGAACAUGCUUAACUAGACUACAUGAUUCUAAAAUCAACGAUAUCUCUGGUUUGCAUUGAUUGAUUUUCUUGAUAUUUUCACCAAUUAUAAGCAAGACCAUAGACUUACGAAUAAUAUAACAUUUGAUAAGCUUGUUUGACCACUUUUGAGCAAUUCAGUGACUUCUUCAUGCACAAUGUUUAUUGGGACACGCUGUAUAUUGUAAUCAUAUCAUAUCACGCCCAACAAGUAUUGCGUCAACAUUAUUAUGAUUGAUGGAAAAAUGAAUUUACCGUGAAAAAGUCAACACACCAGUAACACCUUUACAUGCGUUUGGCGUUUAGACAAUUUUCCUUAAUAUCAAUGAGUAUUGUAGCGAUCAUAAUGUCUUUCAGGAUCAAAUAACUAGUUGACAAAUGGCGUUUAAAGUUUUAGUUUUCUCCCAUAUUAUGGGGUCUUUUUAUUACAUCAACCGCUAAAAGAACCUCCGAAGUGGAUCACAAAAAAGUAAAUAAUAAGGAUAGUCUAGCAUUGGUAAUAUCUUAUAUGCUGUAGGUUGUAUUUGAAAUGAUUUAGCAGUGACGUAAUAAUGACGCUUUAUAUAAAUAGAUUAUAAUAGACGUGACGUGAGUGGUUCCAGAAAUAACUGGGCAGCUGCUGCUAUAUAUAGAUAGAUUGCUGGACGCUGUACUAUGUGACAAAAUGUGCCGUUUAAUCGAUAACAAAAAAAAGUUGUGCAAUUUUUAUAUUUUUCUGGGAUUUAAUUAAAAAAGAAAUUGAUAAAUAGAAAGUGAAAUAAUAACGACAGACCGUGUUAAACGAACAACCCAGUAAGCGGUAAACGUGUACCAGACCAUUCCUUUACUGCGUUGUGUAUGUGCGAACUUACAAUUUAAAACAAAAACAAACAAAAAACUUAAAAAUUUUACGAGUGUGUAAAUAUUAAGUCAGAAAAUAUUGUUACCCGAAAUGGUGACUAUUUGCUGCUUGGUGUUUUUCGCAGCAUGAGGGUGGUUUUUUCAUGGAUUAUUGAUAACAUCUUUACAGAUUUUUACUUUUUCACCUUAUUACUAUAAUUCUUAACAAUGCUGCGAUUCCGUUUGCUUAUCAUAGUUGCGUCAAGUUCGUGACGAAAAUGACAUAAUAGAAAUAGACUCGUAACGUAAUCGUAGAACAGUUAAAACUGACGUAACACACACUUUACCUGUUGUUAAACCUCAUUGUAUAAAUACAUAUGCAGAAGCGAAAAUCCCACAUGAAAUUCAUUGUUCUUUUACGUUCAAAUAUAACACAGAAUGAGUAAUGCGAAAAUACAAAUAUUCCUUGGUCACCCUUACCCGUGAAACCGAAUAAAAGGUAUUUCACGUGCCUUCGGCGAGUACACUGCAAAUUGCUAAUGCUGAAUACGAAGUGAUGAAUCACCGAAACAUCCCAAAUCUUGUAUCGUGUUAGUCUAAGAUGUCCACAAUCAAAUAAAUUUUGGGGGAUAAAAGUUGGCCCGCCAUUGUGGCAAUUUGAAAUCGACAAAAGGGUUGAGAUGACAUUAUAUCUCUCAAAAUCCACCAAAAAGUAUUGUAGUUUGUAUUUGAAUGAACACUCCACUAAGUUCACAUUUCUCUUCAUACGAACUACUGCAAAUUACACAGACAAAAAGCCAGUGUUUGCUGAACGCAUAAUAUAGCCUACACCUCAUGAUUGUAACAUCUUUAAGUGGAAUUUUGCUCAAUCAAUUUUCUGCCUGUUUUGGGCUAAUUUGUAUUAUUUGCAGACAUACCAUUUGUAUUAAUGAAGGUGCUAUUAUACUUUUAUUGGCUUAGUCGUUAUCGUAAAGGUUGAAUUCACAGAAAUAGAAUUGCUGAUAUACGUGCAUGCUUAGCCGCAUUGGUUUUAAUAUCAUUAAUAGCAUACUAUCGAUGACACUUUUUAACAUUACACUAAAACAAUUGAAUUGAACGUAAGAGUUUGACACUCGACUUCAUGUCAUGUUGACAACUGACCAGCCUUAAUAUACUUAUGUUAUGAUGAAUUGACAAGAUACUUUAUUUCUUGGUCUUUUUGUGGGAGGGGGGGGGGGGGGGUUGUUGUGCAGGUUGACACACAAGCAAAUGCAUCUUUCUCUCAACAUAAUCUUUAUUGAAAUUUCAGCGUAUCAUGAGAUCGUGAUCAGCUUUGAAAAGAAGGAAGCGAAGGCAGAACUUUUACCGUGGGUUGCACAUGGUCUAUUGGUGUCAUGCAAAUUUACAUUGGUUUCAAUUUAAAAUACGCGCCCGUAAAGGCAACGAUUGUUUGACAAGCUCUAGACUUUUGAACUCAGCAACAAGUUUUUGACAUUCGCAUUGCAUUCUGGCUAUAGACGACAACAAGUGAAAGUUUGUUCUCAAAUUUUUGGGAGCAUUGUACCAGUCAGUGUUUAAAUUACAUAGAUUUCUCCAGUUUUUUCCGAAAUUCUUUGAUAAUCAUAUCUAAUAUUAGUGCACAUACAUGUAAAAAGAUAAUAAAUUCAAAAUAAACCGAUUUUAAAGCUUGGGGGAUUUAUUUUGAAUUUUGUUUCAAGGUGCCAGUCACCAAGCACAUGGAAACAAAUGUGAUUGGUCAGUGUUUGAUGAGAGAAUAUGAGAUCCCGACGCUGAUUGGCCGAUGUUGGCUUUUCCAGCGUCAGGGUCACAGUUCAAGAUAUACUCAAAAUUACUGCUGCAGCAAUGUGUGCAAAGAAUGAUCACUCAUUUCUGGAUAAUACGGAAUCAAAAUAAAUCUGUAACUGGUUCCCUGCCCGACAUGUUCACUGGUUCCCCACCUGACAUGUUUGUACGCAAAUUGCCUAGUUUGUGUGUCAACUUUACCUGGAAUGCAUUGCGAAUAUCGAGUUAGGUUUAUUUUAAUGUACUGUACAUGUUCACCUAACAUAAGCAGGGCUCGGAUCUCCUAAUCAUGAUGAAAAGGCAGGGUCGUGUACACGUAUACAGUUGGUGAAAAACACACAGCAUUAUCGUGAGGCCAGUAAAGUCGAUAGUGAGGGGUGCGGAGUUGGAAUUAAAUGUUGUAUAAAAAAAACACGGUUUGUGGCCGACUUGUAAAUAUUCAAAUUGUGUCCGACUGCCGUAUGUGUGGGCAUGUGGUCAGUGUUGUCACAGAGAAUGUGUACGUGUAUAUUUUAAGCCUCUUAUGAAUCCGACGAAUCGCCUAACAUGAAGAUAGGAUUAACAAAUGUAUUAAAAACAAAACUAACGGAACAUAGCAGCGACUGUUUUUGUUUUUGUUUCCUUCGAAAAGUAACUUGAUGACGUUAAUAUUGAAAUGUAUUUAAGUGGUUACUAUAAUUACGUUUUGGGUCAUGUUUGUACAAUGUUUUGACUGUCAUUGAUGCCGUGGACAUUAAAACGAACGUUAUGGAGACAAA